Molecule: messenger RNA, 669 nt
Organism: Anastrepha ludens (Mexican fruit fly)
Lineage: Eukaryota; Metazoa; Arthropoda; Insecta; Diptera; Tephritidae
Exons: 2
Coding region: 90-395 (101 amino acids)
Cellular component (GO): extracellular region
Molecular function (GO): chitin binding
Source: RefSeq, a predicted model, not a curated record
CGAGCAUUUUCUAUAAAUAUGCAAUAAAGUGUUGCAGGAAAAAACAGUGGUUAAUUGUGCUCGAGCUUUACUGCAAUUUCAAGCAAACGAUGAAAAUGAAAACCGUCCUUAUCCGCUACAUCUUAGUCCUGUGCGCUUUGCUCCUGGCUAACUCUGCCUAUGCUGCUGAUGAGUACUGUGAUCCGGACAGCGAUGGCAAGCCUAUUUGUCAGUCCAUUUCAAACGGUCAAACAUAUCGCAACUUCUGGAAUCCCACAAGGUAUUGGGUGUGCAAUGGAAGUGGUGAACCGAUAUCCAAACGCUGUCCCAGCGGUACUGCUUUUAGUGGUGAAACUAAUAAAUGUGUGCCAUGGAUCGAUUGGGUGUGGGUGCCGCCAUGUCCUGAAGUUAAUUAAUUUGAUAUUCUACAUUCGGUACAUUGGUUGGCUUUAUGUAUUUGAGGAAAAUCCGAAGAACUACUUUUUUACUAAAUAAAAAAAUGAGUGAUGGAAAUUUUUAUUUGGAUACUUACAAUUUGUUCUGUUUAGUCGUAAAGAUGAUGUCCGUCAAAUGACUCAAAUCGCAUAUUCCACCAGAACAGACUGUUAGCCUAACCUACGCUAUUAAUCCUAAUAUCCGAAAAAUAAAUACAUAUAUGAAACACUUAUUUUGUCCUGAAUUUUUUCGACU